Messenger RNA from Nymphaea colorata (pocket water lily), 3708 nucleotides. Its product is annotated as ATP-dependent DNA helicase homolog RECG, chloroplastic. The record is from RefSeq and is a predicted model, not a curated record. The coding region runs from base 279 to 3323 and encodes 1014 amino acids. The transcript has 18 exons. Lineage: Eukaryota; Viridiplantae; Streptophyta; Magnoliopsida; Nymphaeales; Nymphaeaceae. Gene Ontology annotation, biological process: DNA repair; DNA recombination. Gene Ontology annotation, molecular function: DNA helicase activity; nucleic acid binding; ATP binding.
UCCACCGCCACGCACAGCGAAAAGAAAGAAAAGCGCGCUAUCUCUACUCCCGAACAACUGAGACCGUACAUCUUCAUCUCCGACGGCCCCUCGUCCUUCUUUCCCUCCCUUUUUCAUUUUUCCCGCUUGGCCCCCGAAUACACCGAACUCCAGUGUUUCUCAAAUCCCACUGCUCUAAGCUCCCCUUCCUCUCGAUUGGGAGGACCAUGUGCUCUUUCAUGGCGAUAGUAUUGCAAGUCUUCGGUUGUGUCAUCUGAACUAGGGUUGACGUGGGAGCGAUGGCGUUCGCAGUUUCCCGUGCCCAAAUUCGUAGCAUGGUUUUUAAUGACAAAUACUUGAAAAGUGCCAUAUAUUAUGAGGCGAUAAGCGGAUAUAGCAAUUCAUCUGGUAGGAAUAUGAGGUUCAACAGUUUCUUGUAUUCGAAGCUUUUGGACUGGUCUCGUAGGUCAAAGCACGAGUCUGCUAAAAAACUUUUGGAAGGGGUGAAAGAGUAUGACACUGCAAGCAUGCUUGAUCGCUCAAAUUUCCUUGACAAGGUUUCUGUUUUAUUGGGUUAUGAUGGCUUACAUGAUUUAAUGGAGCAUGAGAAGGUUCAGUAUGACCAUAGGCAUAGUGAUGAUUCAUCUGACAUUUCAUUGGUCUGCUCAAGGUUUCCUUCUAUCAUGCUGGGUAGCACAUCAUUUAUUGAACUUUAUGGUGAGUUUCCAAGCCUUUCACAUGAAAGCAACCUUUUCUCAGCUGAAAGCUGCGAAGAGUGUUUACCAAGGCUGGAGAGUGAUAAUAUGAUUGGCCCUGAAAAUUCAGAUAAAACAUGGGACAAUUUUGGUAAUUCUGUUUCUAGUGUGUCUGCAUCAUCAGCUGCAUCAUCAGUGAACCAGGGAGAGGCACAUUCAUUCCCAUCAGUUCCUCACAUUCCAGCUGAAGGUGUCAAUAGAAAACCAGAAUGGGUUUGUACCUCAAAUGUGAAAGGAGAGACUGAGAAAGUUAUCAUGGAGCCAGUGCCUUUGGUUGAUACUGGAGACAAAUCACAAAAUUGUGAGGCUACUAUUGUCAGUAUAAUUGAUAGACCCGUUGAUUUCAUUCCUGGAAUAAGCACCAGACAUUGUCGCCAGCUUGAAAAAUACGGGUUUUACACGAUGCGGAAACUACUAAAGCACUUUCCCCGAACAUAUGCUGAUCUUCAUAAUGGCCAGGGUACAAUUGAGGAUGGGCAAUACUUCGCUUUUGUUGGCAAAAUUUUGUCUUCUAGGGGAAUCAAAGCGGGUACUUCUCUUUCAUUCUUGGAGAUAAUUGUAGGUUGUUUGAUCUCUAAUGGGGAAGAAACCUCUGAAGUUCAAAGUGGCAAAAGUACAAGACUGAUUCAGUUGCAUUUAAAGAAGUUUUUUGGUGGCCGUCGGUUCACAAGUCCGUUAUUUCUUAGAAGCAUCCAAUCAAAGCAUAAAGUGGGAGACUUUGUUUCUGUUAGUGGCAAGGUGAAAGCAAUGAGUGCAAAAGAUCAUUUUGAAAUUCGUGAAUACAACAUUGAUGUGCUUGAGGAGGAAGCCUUUGCAAGACCUUUUAAGUCAGAGGAGAGGCUGCUUCCCAUAUAUCCUUCUAAGGGGGGUUUGAACUCCAACUUUCUCAAGGGUCAUAUAAGAAGUGCAUUACAAUUCAUAUCACCAGAUAUAGAUCCAAUCCCCAAGGAUAUACUCAAGGAGUUUUCUCUGUUUAAUCUUUAUGAAGCAUAUAUGGGGAUUCAUUGUCCAAGGGAUUUGAAGGAAGCUGAUUUGGCACGUAGGAGGAUGAUAUUUGAUGAGUUUUUUUAUCUUCAGUUGGCAAGACUCUUUCAAAUGUAUGGUGCACUUGCAACACCUACUGAAAGGACAAUAUUCUUGGAUAAAUUCAGAGAUAAUCUAUCAUGUUCCCUUUCAGUGGAAGAGUUCUCCAGUUUUACUAAGGAAAUUAUCAAAUCUCUUCCUUAUACCCUUACUCAGAGUCAGGUAAUUGCUGCUUCAGAAAUAAUAUCUGACCUAAGGAGGCCUGUUCCUAUGAACCGUCUUUUACAGGGCGAUGUUGGAUGUGGGAAAACUGUUGUUGCCUUUAUAGCAUGUAUUGAGGUCGUCAAAUCUGGGUAUCAGGCAGCAAUCAUGGUGCCGACUGAACUGCUUGCUCUCCAGCAUUAUGAACACAUUGUUUCCUUGCUAGAAAAUGUAGAGGAUACAUGUAAACCUAAUGUUGCUCUUCUGACUGGCUCAACACCUUCAAAGCAAUCACGGUUUAUUCUUCAGGGACUCCGAAAUGGUGACAUAGAUCUAGUCAUUGGCACACACAGCCUGAUAUCUGAGACCAUAGAAUUUUCUGCUUUACGUUUGGCUGUAAUAGAUGAGCAGCAUCGUUUUGGUGUUAUCCAAAGAGGCAGAUUCAAUCGCAAGUUGUACACCAAUUCAGACAGCGUCAAUAUGAUGCCAAAGAAAGUGGAGAAUGAACUAUCUGCAGAGAAAGCUUUUAUGGCGCCUCAUGUCCUUGCCAUUUCUGCAACGCCUAUUCCAAGGACACUUGCUCUGCUUUUGUAUGGAGAUAUGUCUCUAAGCCAAAUUACAGAUUUGCCACCAGGUAGGCUACCUAUACAGACUUAUGCUUUUGAAGGAAAUGAGGCUGGGCUCGAAAAAACGUACCAGUUAAUGCAGAACGAAUUGCAAACUGGUGGAAAGGUCUAUGUUGUGUAUCCAGUAAUAGAAGAAUCUGAGCAUCUCCCUCAGCUUCGUGCUGCUUCUGCAGAUCUUGCAUCAAUGUCUAGCAAGUUUCAGGAUUACCAGUGCGGACUUCUGCAUGGUCGGAUGAAGAGUGACGAGAAGGAAGCUGCAUUGCGAAAUUUUCGAUCUGGCGAGAUCAAUAUACUGCUUUCAACUCAAGUGAUUGAGAUAGGGGUUGAUGUUCCUGAUGCAUCUUUGAUGGUUGUGAUGAAUGCUGAGAGGUUUGGUAUUGCUCAGUUGCACCAGCUAAGGGGCCGUGUUGGCCGUGGAUUGCGGAAGUCCACAUGUAUCUUUUUAUCAUCAUCUGGUGGUGCUUUGGGUCGUCUGAAGAUACUAGAAGAGUCAUCUGAUGGUUUUCACCUUGCAAAUGUGGACCUUCUUCACCGUGGACCAGGUGACUUGCUUGGAAAGAAACAGUCAGGACACCUCCCAGAUUUUCCUAUUGCUAGGUUGGAAGUCGAUGGCAAUAUUCUUAGAGAAGCUCAGCUUGCUGCAUUGAAAAUUUUGGGAUCUCAUUGUGGAUUGGAUGGUUAUCCGAAGAUAAAAGCUGAGCUUAGCAUGCGGCAUCCUCUUUGCUUGCUGGGGGAUUGAUCCAUUCUACCUAUUUAAGACAGAGCUAAAGUUGCUGGAAACAUUUAGCACUUCGAUGAAUCUGGUUCACGCCCUACGCCCCACGUGCAGCCCCAGUGGGCGAUCCCGUCAGUUACCAAUGGAAGGCAGUGCAUGGUACUGACGCUCUAGGAGGUGCAUCGGCCACUGCCUAUUUUUGCAUUGAUUUCUGUAUUUGCAGCUACAUAGAAACUCGUCAGAAAAUGGAAGAGCCAUGAAAUUUGUGUUCUCUCUUUUUAAAAAAAAAAAGUUACCGCAAACGCGAAUGGGUUGUAUAAAUGUGGAAGGGGUGAUCCACUAAGCUCAAAACCAAAGAAAAUAAGUGGUACCUAUUAUAAGCAAUAAGUGGCUAAUAAGUUUCAAUUUA